CAAUCCAACCAAUCCAACCAAUCCAACCAACAACUUCGAGAAUGGACGCACGACAACAUGACCUGACGGAAAGGUAACAGUGAUUCGUGACACUAGAUCAGAAAAAAUCUACUACGUUCUUGUGCUUCUCGUCACUCUUAGAAGCACGCUCCUCCCACAAAUCUGUUUCAACGCAUUCUUGAUACCUAGCUUCACCAACCUAGAAACAGUUGGAGAAUUGAACGAGGAAAGCCAAUCAAAAUUGUUUAGAUCAUCGUAUCUUGGGUAGUACUGUAGUAUGGAUCCUCGGAAGAAUGGAAGGAAGAACCGGAAACGGCGGCGCUCGAAUAUCUGCAUUUUGCUGUUCAUAGCGUCGCAUUUGGUUGUGUUAAAUACAAUUGCUGUAUCGGUAACUGCUACCGUCGAUGGGGAAGAAAACGACAGUGGAAUCCUGCCCGAUGAAGAACAAGAGAUAAACGCACCCGUAUCCUCGCACGAUUUAGGCGAAUCCGGAGGGGUACAGGGCACAGAAGCAAGCAACAACGAUGAUGCGACAAAUCUGUCUGACCUCUCCCCAAAUGACGACAUGACUGCAGAAGUCCACUCGUCAAUUUCCCCGAACGAACCCGAUGCGGUGCACGAUGGAGAUUCGAGUACCAGCAACAGCAAUACCGAGACCAAUCCAGAACCAUCUCCAACAAACAGUGAAGAGCAACAUGUAAAAUCAGAAGAUGAGGCUGGCUCCUUCGAAAAGACAACGAAAGCCAAGAAUGUAGAAGUUGAAAAGAAAAAGAAUAUGGAAGGAAGCAUCAGAGGCCAAUCGGCAGAAGACGACAUAAAGCCGGUCGAGGAUCCUCCACCAUCUUCGAAGAGACGCGAAGUUGUUUCAGAUGUUCAGAAAAAGACCGAAAUGGGAGACCCUGCCAAAAAUCAGGAGGUUGAAAACAAAGAGACGAAGGACGAGUCGGAUUCGGCCUCUCCRUCCUCUUCGGAACCGAUUGUAUCGAAACCGGAAGAAGUACAGAAAGAGGCGACAGCAAAUGAAGAGGAGGAGGAAGGAAAGAGUGCAGAAGUUUCUCUCGAAGGAAAAUCGAAAGCAGUAGAGCCCGAAACAGAGAAGGAGAUUGGAGGAGAUGACAGUACGCCGGUGUUUACGGAUGAAUCUGCUGGAGACGCUAGCUCCGCUGGUGAUUCUUCAAUGAAAAAUGUAGGCGCUGAAGAUGAUGAUGACCAUGAAGUCAGUGAAAAUGCUACAUUGGACGAUGAUGAGGCUGAUAAGCCAGUUGAAUUACAAGGGGGAGACCAGAAGGAGGAAGGCGAAGAGAAAAUUGAAACGAAGAAARUACAGGAAAAGGCAACGAUAGAUGAAGAAGGGGUUGACAAACCAAUCGAAUCCCCAGACAGGGAACAAAAAGAAGAGGGCAAAGAGGAAAGUGAUACAAAAACAGAGACUGUGGAUAGUAAUGAAACGCCGCCGAUGGUACAACCAAAGGAGUCAGAAAACACCGAAMCCGGUUAUCCUGUAUAUGAGAGUGGCAGUGACAGCGAUGAUUCUGUUAUCGAUUUAGAUGUUGACCCCGACUCGGAGGCGAAAAAAAACACUCUUCCAGAGGAAACUAAAGAAGAUCAGACCGAAGAAAGUGGUACUGAUAGUAGCAGUAAUAUGGUUAUCAAGGAUAAACAGGACGAUGACGAUAGCAACAAUGGAGGCAACGAGAAAGUCCAGGAAACCUCCAGUCCUGGUACAUCCGAUCCUACUACUGACGAAGCUCCCUCUGCUACCGCUGCGAAUAGUUAUCGUGGAGAACCAUGGGGACAAUAUCGACUGACUCGCCGGCUUCCUGAUAUGGAAUUAUUGCGGUUGGUCUUUGAGAACACGAAAAACGGUGCAGGAAAUCCAGGUAAUGGCGAUAGCAAGAGCCAGCAGGUUGUAGAAAAUUGGCAAAAGAAUCCCUUGUACGACGCAAAUAGUGCGAUAGACACAGAAAAACGGCUGGACGAACCAUUGAUAGGAGAAGAGGCGGACUCAGAGUUUGCGGACUAUCGUUCACGGCUUUUGGGUGAAAACAAGAUUGCUGGCGGUGUCGAUAUCAACUCAGGCAACAAAAACAACAACGAAGGCAACACAAAACAAAAAGAGAAAAUCAAGAAUGGAACAAUUAAUCAAAGCAAUGACAACAGUAACAAUGUUGAUGUCAAUGCUGAGUUUGUAGAAGGUCUCGAUGACAUCGAUGAUUUUUUUGAAGGUGUGGACCCACCCGAUGAGCUUGACGUAGGAUACGGUUCCAGCAUUCAAGACGUUCUGAUGGACAAGGGAAAGCACAUACUGCUGAAAAAGAUUCGUGGGGCUGCGCAAUGGAUCCGAAUCGGUUGGCAGGGAGUAGUACGAAAUCUCGAAGAACGGAUAUCUCAAUUUCAACUACCGUUGCAAAAACUACAGGGAACAAUAAACUCUUCUAGUGCAGCGGAGGCGUCCAACAGCACUCCCCAGAGCGAGGGACGUGGUGACACUGGAUCAGAAGGAGACAUGAAAGAAAAAAUUACAUCGGCAUGGAAAACGGGGAAACGAGCAUUCGAACAAAUGAGCGACUGGGUGGAUGGACUGCUCGAUCGACUUGACAGAAGCCAAGGCGACUCGGCAACAUUUGACGAUUUCAAUAAUUUCGACCUUGACAAUCUCUCCAAGCUUUCAGCUUCUCCAUAAAGCUACGGAUUUCGUAUUKGCGGAGUGACUAUCACGCUGUGAUAAUGUCAUAAAAUUAGUAGUACAAAUUACAGAUUAAGAUUAGUUUACUCCUUGUACCGGUAAGUCAGUCUCGUCGUAUCUAACCCAAAUUUCAAAUUCUCAAUUUGAAGUACGUACCCURGCCCUAGGUUAGGGGAUUAUGACACCUGCCCUAGUGCAGGGGUCAUAAAUUUAGACCCCUGCC
This is a messenger RNA of Pseudo-nitzschia multistriata, 2909 nucleotides long. The record is from the annotation of a GenBank genome assembly. Lineage: Eukaryota; Bacillariophyta; Bacillariophyceae; Bacillariales; Bacillariaceae.